AAUAUUAUAUCGCAUAUACCUUUUUUAUUUUUUAUUUUCCUUAAUUUUCCUACUUUAUUUAUUUCUCCUCCUUUUCCUGCAAGAACCCUAAAUUCAUUUCCUUGAAGAAUUUCUGCAGUCAUUUUUUUUUUGCAAUUUUUCCCUGUAAUUUUUUUGUUACUUCUUGAAAUUUUUUUGUAUCAGGAUAAAUUCACCAUUGAAGCUCUGUGCAUUCUCUGCAAUGGCAUAGAUAUAAGGCAACAAACUCACCCAACUGUCGUAAUCUGUACUAUUUUGUUUCUGAUCUUUGAAGUUACAAAGCAAAAGUCUCGGUUUUCCUGUUUUUUCGGAGCUGCAUUUGCUGGUUUGAGCUCAUUUUCAACAUAAAGUUUUGAUUUUUAGAUAAUUUUGUGUUUGGGUGUUGUAAUUCUACCACUUGAGCUGCAAAAAGUGUUGAUUUUUUACGUUUAUUAGGUUCUAGGGUUUUUAGGGUUUUAGGGGUUUUAAGUGAUCUAUGAGAAAUGGAGGCAAAGGAGGGAAUAAGUUUGGGGGUGACAGUGAAGGGAGAUGAAGCUCCAGAGAACUUCAGAGUGGCCCCCAGAACUGAAAAUUCAAUCUCUAACCUGAGCCCUAACCCAAAUCCUAUUCCUAAUUCUAAUUCUAAUACUAAUCCUAUCCCGAGCCCUAACCCCACCCCUAAUCCUAACCCUACUCCUAACUCUAGCCAGUUUGGUGGGCCCACCGUGACCUCCUCGCCGGCGAGCGCCGGCACGGAUGUCAAGAAGAAAAGAGGGAGGCCAAGGAAGUACGGACCUGACGGCACCUUAGCUACGGCAUUGUCUCCGAUGCCGAUAUCUUCGUCUAUUCCUCUCACUGGGGAGUUAUCAGCGUGGAAACGGGGUAGAGGACGGCCUUUAGAGUCGGUCAAGAAGCAAUAUAAAUAUGAAUAUGAGAGCACAGGGGAGAGAAUUGCGUACUUAGUUGGUGCAAAUUUUACACCUCAUGUAAUCACAGUUAAUGCUGGUGAGGAUGUCACAAUGAAGGUCAUGUCCUUUUCUCAGCAAGGAGCUCGUGCUAUCUGCAUUCUUUCUGCAAAUGGUACAAUCUCAAAUGUUACACUUCGUCAACCUACUUCUUCUGGUGGUACUCUAACAUAUGAGGGUCGUUUUGAGAUACUUUCCUUAUCUGGAUCAUUCAUGCCAACUGAUAAUGGAGUAACAAAGAGCAGAUCUGGUGGGAUGAGUGUCUCAUUGGCAGGUCCAGAUGGCCGUGUUGUGGGUGGUGGACUUGCCGGUCUGUUGGUAGCUGCUGGCCCUGUGCAGGUUGUUGUGGGCAGUUUUCUACCAGGUCACCAGCAGGAGCAAAAACACAAGAAGCAGAGAACUGAAAUUGCACCGGCUAUAACUCCUGUCAGUGUUCUCUCUCCAGAAGAGAUGAAAGGGGCAUAUGGUGGAGUGAAGCCAGUUCUCAUACCAUCUUCGUCCUUCCAUGGAGAUAAUUCAGGUCCUAUUAACCCUAUACAGGCCUUUAGGAACUCAGCUUCUGACAAUAAAACUUCUUCACCUGAGGAUGAAUCUAAAGGUCUAGAUCAAUCCAACUGCGAGGUUUCUAGUUGAUGAACUUUUAUAUAUGCUGGUUGUGUCUUCAUUGUUUUACUGCAGACAUAACAGCAUUUAGGCUCGUUCAACCUUGUUAGAGAUAUAAACAAACUGGCUAUUAUUAAAAGCAGAUUAGCGUUUAACAUGGUAUGGAUUUUAACCCAGAAGUGUACUCUUUCUUUGUUAGCUUUAGGUAGGAUUUAACAGUUUUUAGGAUCAUCUGCUGCUGUUGGCAUCAUGUAUUUUAAGCGUUUGUGUUGUUAUAGUGGAUGUAUGAAAACCUGGUGUGUCGAAAUGUCAAUCUUCUUAUUCAACUACUCUGUAGCCGAACAAAUUUAAGUGGAUGAUAUGUUGUUUAUGAAUGACUUCAACUUAAAAUUCAUGACACUGAAUUUUCCUUUUA
Messenger RNA from Hevea brasiliensis (rubber tree), 1980 nucleotides. Its product is annotated as AT-hook motif nuclear-localized protein 6-like. Gene Ontology annotation, molecular function: minor groove of adenine-thymine-rich DNA binding. Lineage: Eukaryota; Viridiplantae; Streptophyta; Magnoliopsida; Malpighiales; Euphorbiaceae. The transcript is spliced from 5 exons. The record is from RefSeq and is a predicted model, not a curated record. Bases 501 to 1595 code for a protein of 364 amino acids.